This is a messenger RNA of Clupea harengus (Atlantic herring), 3283 nucleotides long. RefSeq names its product hydroxysteroid 17-beta dehydrogenase 4 (gene hsd17b4). Gene Ontology annotation, molecular function: oxidoreductase activity. The record is from RefSeq and is a predicted model, not a curated record. Lineage: Eukaryota; Metazoa; Chordata; Actinopteri; Clupeiformes; Clupeidae.
CCAAGUCCCUCCUCUCACGGAAGAAAAAAAUCUAGAGACUUUGAAGCAAGUCCUGAGGUGAAUUUGCAGAGUUCAUACUGCAGUCUGUAUGGUCUGUAUUUACUGUAUGCAUUAGCUGGUCGCUUCGAGUCUUUAACCGGAAUUGAAAACGACGUUUUGCCAUGUCUGUGCCUUUAUCGUUCGAUGGGAAAGUAGUAAUAGUCACUGGUGCUGGAGGAGGGCUUGGCCGGGAAUAUGCUUUGGCUUUUGCAGAAAGAGGAGCUUCUGUGGUUGUGAAUGACCUUGGAGGGGACAUCAAGGGAGGAGGGAAGAGCUCGGCUGCAGCUGAUAAAGUAGUGGAAGAGAUCAAGGCCAAAGGCGGGAAGGCAGUGGCCAACUAUGAAUCCGUAGAGGAUGGAGAGAAGCUGAUUCAGACUGCAUUGGAUGCCUUUGGUCGAAUAGAUGUUGUCAUAAACAAUGCAGGGAUUCUGCGAGACAGAUCGUUUGGCAGAACCAGUGACUUGGAUUGGGACCUCAUCCACAAAGUCCACCUGAGAGGGUCGUUCCAGGUGACACGGGCUGCGUGGGACCACAUGAAGAAGCAGAAGUUUGGCAGGAUCAUUAUGACGUCGUCUGCCGCCGGCAUCUACGGCAACUUUGGCCAGGCCAACUACAGCGCCGCCAAGCUGGGCAUGCUGGGCCUGUCCAACACGCUGGCCAUCGAGGGCCAGAAGUACAACAUCCACUGCAACACCAUCGCGCCCACGGCCGGCUCCCGCCUCACUGAGACCGUCAUGCCCCCAGAUCUGCUGGAGUCUCUGAAGGCAGAGUACGUGGCCCCCCUCGUUCUGUGGCUGUGUCACCCUGACUGCCAAGAGAAUGGAGGCUUGUUUGAGGUGGGAGCUGGCUGGAUUGGAAAAUUGCGGUGGGAGCGGACCGCGGGCGUGAUCCUGCGCAGGAAGGACCAGCCCAUCAACCCUGAGGCUGUGCGGGAUAAGUGGGAGCAGAUCUGUGACUUCACCGACGCCACCAAACCCGCCAACAUCCAGGAGUCUCUGCAGACGCUGGUGGAGGUGCUCUCCAUGGUACAGGCAGAGGACCGGGUACCAAGCCCUAUGGACGCGGUGGGGCAGACGCUUCCAGAGAUGACCUUCAGCUACUCCCACAUCCAGUGCAUCCUGUACGCCCUGGGCGUGGGCAUGUCCACUAAGGAGCCGGACCACCUCAAGUUCCUGUAUGAGAACAACGAAGACUUCAGCGUCCUCCCCACCUUUGGCGUCAUCCCCUCCCAAGCCUCCAUGUUGAGUGGGGGGCUCAGCUCUGUGCCCGGCCUCAACCUGGACAUGACCCGGUUGCUGCAUGGGGAGCAGUAUCUGGAGGUUUACAAGCCAAUCCCAGCUUCAGGGACACUCACCUCUAGAGCGUCCGUCGCUGAUGUUUUGGAUAAAGGAUCGGGGGCAGUCAUUCUGUUGGAUGUGCACACUUAUAAAGACCAGGAGCUGCUGUGCUACAACCAGUUCUCCCUCUUCAUCGUGGGAGCAGGGGGCUUUGGAGGGAAGAGAACAUCUGAUCAAGUGAAGAGUACUGUGGAUGCUCCGAACAGAGCUCCAGAUGCUGUGGUGACUGAUGAAACCUCCAGCAAUCAGGCGGCUCUCUACAGGCUAAGUGGAGAUUGGAACCCCCUCCACAUCGACCCAGAUUUCGCAGCCAUGGGAGGAUUCAAAGCACCCAUUCUGCACGGCCUGUGUUCCUUUGGCUUUGCUGCUCGACAUGUCCUGAAGCAUUUCGCCAACAAUGAUGUCUCCAGAUUCAAGGCCAUCAAGGUGCGCUUUGUUAAACCAGUGCUUCCAGGACAAAGUCUGCAGACAGAAAUGUGGAAGGAGGGCAAUAGGAUCCAUCUGCAAUGCAAGGUGAAAGAGACAGGAGCAGUGGUCUUAUCUGGGGCAUACGUGGAUCUACAUGGACCUCCAGAGGUGUCUCCCGGCACUGCUCCCAAGGCAGUGGAUCUUCAGAGUGAUCUGGUGUUUGCUGAAAUUGGGCGUCGCCUUGAAACCAUGGGAGCAGACCUGGUAAAGAAGGUCAAUGCAGUGUUCUUUUGGGAGAUUACCAAGGAUGGACAGAUCGCUUCACAAUGGGCCAUCGACCUGAAGACAGGGCCCGGUUCCCUCCUCAAGGGCCCCUACAGUGGCAAAGCUGAUGUCACCUUCACCGUGUCCGACCAGGACUUCAUGGAGGUGGUGCAGGGCAAGAUCAACCCCCAGAAGGCUUUUUUCGAUGGCAAACUGAAGAUGCGGGGGAAUAUCAUGCUGAGCCAAAAACUAGACAUCUUGCUGAAGGAUCACGCCAAGCUGUGAGGAGCUCUGUGACCUCUCCACCCCACCCCCCGUCCUGCUGUCCCACGACUCUCCAGGGGGUCGGGAGCGCAGGCUAACCCCAGCUACCAUAGAAUGGAAUCACUGAAUGCAAUGAGGUUUCUGAGAAUCAAAUCACACGGACAUAGAGCAUGAUUCAGCAGAGCCUGUUUGAGGCCAUCAGAAAGGGUAUUCAUUUAUAUUAAUGAGUGAGUGAAAAGGUGUGUGACGGCAGUAGUCAUCACUACAACAUCUCUACAGAACAGAGUUGACUUGUCUGAAUUUGUAUUCAGCGUCCAAUCUGAUCUGUCUGAGAGGAAACUACAUCAGCCCUGACCGCAGCCUCUGAUUGCCAUGGCAUCAUUGUUUGGUACCCUCACUUGCCUCAGUUUAAUUAAUGUAGCUCCAUAAAAUGAAAGUGAAGAAUUGAAGACUAAAAUACUAAAAUCAGUGUUCUGCAUCCAUUUAACCGAUUCAGGUGUAAGGACAGGUUGACACUUUGAACUCAAUGUAGUGAUUCAGUGCCUUGUUGCCGUCUUCAUUAGUUGUAAGUCAUUCUCAGUAUUAUGUUUCACUCUUUCCGGAAACAUUUUGUAAUAAAUAUAUAUUUUUAAAUGAUUGCGUGGAAAGAUGCCGUGGUGAGUGAGCGAAACUGAAAGUGUGUGGGAGCAGGUUUCUUCAGUAUUGUUUCUGCUUUCAUCAGAGGUAGUAGUGGACUGAACACCGUGCUACCCCUUCUGAAGUAGGCUGCUGUACGAAUGUUGGCUCAUCCACUUGAAUAAGAACAGAACCAAACUGGCCUCCUCAGUCACGGACCAGAUUGUUAUGAGAUUGUAAUGACGUAACAGAGGGCAGGGAGUUGAAGAGCGCCUCUGAUGCAAGCUGUUUCUCGCAAGCUUACUGUACACACGGCUAAAGAAUGAAUCAAACUAAUAAAGGUUUUCUCCUUUCUA